Molecule: messenger RNA, 851 nt
Organism: Cryptomeria japonica (Japanese cedar)
Lineage: Eukaryota; Viridiplantae; Streptophyta; Pinopsida; Cupressales; Cupressaceae
Exons: 5
Coding region: 1-702 (233 amino acids)
Biological process (GO): modification-dependent protein catabolic process; regulation of proteolysis; protein neddylation
Cellular component (GO): cytoplasm; nucleus
Molecular function (GO): protein tag activity; ubiquitin protein ligase binding
Source: RefSeq, a predicted model, not a curated record
AUGCAGAUAUUCGUGAAGACCCUGACAGGAAAAACAAUCACUCUCGAGGUCGAGAGGAGUGAUACCAUCGACAAUGUCAAGGCAAAAAUUCAAGACAAGGAGGGUAUCCCACCAGAUCAGCAGCGGUUGAUAUUUGCUGGGAAACAGUUGGAAGAUGGACGAACUCUUGCGGAUUAUAAUAUCCAGAAGGAAUCAACGCUGCAUCUGGUGUUGAGGUUAAGGGGAGGCCUUUCCAUCAAGAUGCAGAUAUUCGUGAAGACCCUGACAGGAAAAACAAUCACCCUUGAGGUUGAGAGCAGCGAUACCAUCGACAAUGUCAAGGCAAAAAUUCAAGACAAGGAGGGUAUCCCACCAGAUCAGCAGCGGUUGAUAUUUGCUGGGAAACAGUUGGAAGAUGGACGAACUCUUGCGGAUUAUAAUAUCCAGAAGGAAUCAACGCUGCAUCUGGUGUUGAGGUUAAGGGGAGGCCUUUCCAUCAAGGUGAAAACCCUUACUGGAAAAGAGGUAGAGAUCGAUAUCGAACCCACUGAUACCAUCGAGCGGAUCAAAGAGUUGGUCGAGCAAAGGGAAGGAAUACCGCCCCUACAGCAAAAGCUCAUCUAUGGGGGAAAACAACUGAACGAUGAAAAAACGGUCGAAGAUUAUGGUUUAGAGGGAGGUUCUGUUCUCCAUCUUGUGCUGGCAUUGCGCGGCGGCUGUUAAUACAUUUGUUUAGAGCUAAGCAGCAGUGAUAGUUGUCAUUCUUCUGUAAGCAGCUGUUAUUCUUCUAUACUCCUGUUACUUGUUGAAAGAGAGCAAAUAUGAAUAAAGGCAUCUAUGCCAUUUUGCUCCAUGAUUUUUUCCUGUCAACA